This is a messenger RNA of Marasmius oreades (fairy-ring Marasmius), 1023 nucleotides long. RefSeq lists its product as uncharacterized. Gene Ontology annotation, molecular function: ubiquitin protein ligase activity. Lineage: Eukaryota; Fungi; Basidiomycota; Agaricomycetes; Agaricales; Marasmiaceae. The coding region runs from base 73 to 630 and encodes 185 amino acids. The transcript has 10 exons. The record is from RefSeq and is a predicted model, not a curated record. Gene Ontology annotation, biological process: negative regulation of gene expression via chromosomal CpG island methylation; protein ubiquitination.
CUUCAAGUAACCCAGAUUCAUUUCCCCCAUGCCACUGGACGUGUGUAUUCAACCAGAACUUCCACAGUACAUAUGGCAGAACGUUUGCGUAGACAGCUAGCUCAAAAUGCUGAGCUAUUUGGAGUGGCACUCACGCAGGAGAAAGUCCCCAAUCGCUUUGAUACUCGCUUUGGCGCUCCAAAGAAUGUGAAGAUCGGCGAGACUUUUCCCAGUCGUGAAGCCGUGAGGGAGGCAGGACUUCACAAUUCAACAUUCGCUGGAAUAGCUCAUCAUAAUGGAUUCGCAUUUGCGAUCGUGUUAUCUGGUCGGUACGAGGAUGACAAAGAUGGCGGUGAAGAGAUUCUUUAUACAGGGACAGGUGGUCAGAGCGACUCUUUCAACAACCCUGGUCCUCAAGUCCAAGAUCAAACUUUCGAACACGACGCUAACAAAGCCUUGCAGAACUCAUGCAAACAUAAGGUUCCGAUUCGUGUCAUUCGAAAGGAUUCGCAUUAUUCCAAAUAUGCCCCAGGACUUGCGAAAGGUAACAAUCAGAUAUAUCGAUACGAUGGCUUGUACAGUGUCACAGAGGUAAUGUUUGUCCUUGAGCACCGCAAAGAUAAGAAUGGUCUACUUGACCGCGGGGUGUAAGGGCAAUGGAGGAGUUUAAGCGUUUGAUUCCUAGGUUUCCAAGAAACCUUUGUUCGUACCUUCUAUGAACGCAGUUACGCUGAUGUUUCAUCAAGGCCCACCACCCUGUUUGGUUUUGCUUUUCGAGUGGCACAUGAGGCUAACGUUCACUCUAGUGCUUCGAAGACAAGGGCGCAAGUGGAUACAAGAUUUGUCGAUUCAGGCUGGUUCGUUGCCCUGACCAGCCACCUCUCCCGACCUCCUAAAACUGAAGGUUGAAGUGCCGACCAACGACCCUUGUUAUGAUAUGCAUGUUAAUGAUAAGAAUCAUUGCCACUCCACCUAUUGAUACAAUUAGAAGAUGUUCAUAUACAUAUAUAGUAUUCGGAUGAAUUUUGAGAAGUUUGUACUUCA